This is a messenger RNA of Fragaria vesca subsp. vesca, 1929 nucleotides long. RefSeq names its product probable protein phosphatase 2C 33-like. Gene Ontology annotation, molecular function: protein serine/threonine phosphatase activity. The transcript has 6 exons. The record is from RefSeq and is a predicted model, not a curated record. Gene Ontology annotation, biological process: protein dephosphorylation. The coding region runs from base 250 to 1524 and encodes 424 amino acids. NCBI's taxonomy places the organism in Eukaryota, Viridiplantae, Streptophyta, Magnoliopsida, Rosales, Rosaceae.
AGAAGCAGCAGCAGUGACGUAGAAAAAUCGCAACACCCCUGUCAAUUUAGCCCUUCAUCACAAACAUCCAUAUCAUUCCUUCUCCCCCAUUGGUUUCACUGCUUCUCUCUUUGAAUUGAAUCCACAAUCCAAGACCCUUUUGGUUCUCAUCGUAAUCGGAGGCUCGGCAAAUCGGGGUGUGAAAGUUUGGGGCUUUAUCCGAAAACGACGACGGAUCAGGCGGCGGAGACGAGGGCGGAGCCGGACUGUAUGGUAGGUCCGGUGGUGGAGGCGAGAAGGGGUGGACAUGACUGUAUGGUUGGGUUGGAGUGCUUUUUGGACAUCGUCAGGGCUCUUGGGAUGGGCUCGUGCCUCUCCGUCACCGGUGACAGCGCCGCCGGCUACGGCCGGGUUUCGUCAUCCGCGCCGAGCAGCAAGAGGAGGAGGAGGUUGACCGGGAACUCGUCGUCUCCGGCGGGGGCCACGUCGCCGGUCUCGUCGGCGACGAGUUCCAUGGAGAUGUGGCUGCAUAGGGUUCCGGGGAGGUUGUUCCUUAAUGGCUUCUCUGAUGUGGCUUCCCUGUUCAGCAAGCAAGGGAAGAAGGGUGUCAAUCAGGAUGCUAUGAUUGCUUGGGAGAAUUUCGGCUCGAAAGAAGACACAAUAUUUUGUGGUGUUUUUGAUGGGCAUGGUCCUAGUGGUCAUAUGGUGGCGAAGAAGGUGAGGGAUUCUCUACCUUUGAAGGUCAGCUCGCAGUGGGUGUUGAACACCACGGAUGCUAACCGCGCCGGUGCAUCUGAGGAGAAUAAGGAUAGCCAUGGUGAAUUUUUUGCCACGUUGAAAGAUUCAUUUUUGAAGGCUUUCAAAGUCAUGGACAAGGAACUUAAGUUGCAUCCUCGUAUUGAUUGCUACUGCAGUGGGACAACUGCGGUUACCAUGGUCAAGCAGGGUCAGGAUCUUGUUAUUGCAAAUAUUGGGGACUCUAGAGCUGUGUUAGGCACAAGAGAUGAAGAGGGUUCUCUCGUUGCAGUUCAGUUGACUGUAGACUUGAAGCCAAAUCUUCCUAGGGAAGCCGAGAGGAUCACCUUACGUAAAGGUCGAGUAUUUGCUCUCCACAAUGAGCCUGAUGUCUCUCGAGUUUGGUUGCCUAACAGUAACUCACCUGGGCUUGCUAUGGCCCGGGCUUUUGGAGAUUUCUGCCUAAAGGAUUAUGGUUUAAUCUCUGUCCCUGAUAUUUCUUACCGUCGCCUCACUGACAAGGAUGAGUUUGUAGUAUUGGCUACAGAUGGGAUAUGGGAUGUUCUCUCAAACAAAGAAGUUGUGGAGAUAGUAGCAGCAAGCCCACGACCAUCUGCUGCUCGAGCCCUGGUGGAGUUGGCCAAUCGAGCUUGGAAAUUUAAAUACCCAUAUGCCAAGACUGAUGACUGUGCCGUUGUUUGCCUCUUCCUUACUUCUGGUGCUUCAGUCAAUACUUCCCUUACCACCCCAGAGGGGAAAGUGAACUCGUUAGAAGUAGUUGACGUUGGUGGUGACAGCUUAAUUGUUUGAGGAACUUCAGAAAUACUAUGUGAAAAAUUGGCUAUGAGGAUGGGAGUUGGUACAAGAGCAUCAGUUGCAUGCUUUACUUUUUGACGUGGUACACUCACCUAUUCCUGAGCCUUCUUGAUUUGAGCAGUAGCAAGAUUUUAUUAGCUCUGUUCUUAUUGUGUAUAUUUCUCGUCAUUCUUUCAACCAUUUAUUGAUUUUUUUUAGUUUUUGGUUCUUCCAAAAUCCUGGAAAAAGAUAAAGGGUGUAUUUAGAUUGGUUUGAAAGGGAGCCUUGGAACUCAUCCCCUUCCAUGUCUGGUGCUAUUUCUUCUCUAGUGUUGUGGUCUCUUCUUUUUGGUCUUUUUCAUAUUGUAAAUACAAUCUUCAAGCUUUCUAGUACAUUACAAAGGCUACUGUGGUUUUGUGC